This is a messenger RNA of Dentiscutata erythropus, 483 nucleotides long. NCBI's taxonomy places the organism in Eukaryota, Fungi, Glomeromycota, Glomeromycetes, Diversisporales, Gigasporaceae. The record is from the annotation of a GenBank genome assembly.
UGCACUAUAUGUCUUGAAUAUAUGUCAAAUCCUUGUACCAUUUCAUGCGGUCAUACAUUUUGUUACCAUUGCCUUUAUAAGUGGUUCAAAAAACAAAAAAAAUGUCUGACAUGUCGUGUUAAAAUUACAGUAGCACCAGUACUAUCCUUUGCUAUUAAGGAAAUAAUAGACCAUUUUGUUAGAAUAAAAUCAUUAGAAGAAGAAACACGUCUAGAAAAAAAAAAACAAGAGUUCAAAGCUAUAUCUAAUCCGUGGGACAACCUUUUUGGCAAUUCAAAUAAUACAGAAACAAAACCAAAGAAUAAAAGAUCAUAUGAGGAAAUUGAAGAUGACGAAAUAGAAAUCGAAGAUGACAGUGAAAUAGAAAUUGAAGAAAUUGAUGAUUAUUCAGAAUACGAUAAUUAUGACACCUCGGAUUCUUUUAUUGACGAUGAAGAAAUUGAAGAAAUAUACACUGACGAGGAUGAAUAUGAUAACCUGUAA